Octopus bimaculoides (California two-spot octopus) is the source of this 3151-nucleotide messenger RNA. RefSeq lists its product as uncharacterized. The record is from RefSeq and is a predicted model, not a curated record. Lineage: Eukaryota; Metazoa; Mollusca; Cephalopoda; Octopoda; Octopodidae.
UGUAUUAAGAUUGUUUAAUCAAAACACAUAUACUCCUUUAACAAUGUGGACUUGAUUUAAUAUAUGUAAAUGUAUUAAGUCUACUUCAAAUCUAAUGGUUCAUUAGGUCAUAGCUUAUCCAUGCUUAUCCAGGUUUCUGCAUUUAGAAGAUUGAGGGUAAAAGACCAUACCUUAAGAUAAUGCCAGUCUGUUACAGAUACAACUCCCUGUCCAGGCUAUCCUUGGUAUUCAUUUCUAGUUUCAUUUAUUGAAGGAAAUUUGCUUUGCUUUUAGGCAUGAUUCAUGACCAUCACUCUGCAUGUGAUAUUCAGUAACAUCCAUUCAAGAUUCUCUUUAUAUGGCAACAAUCAGCUGUGAUAACUUCUCUAACUGCUGCUGCCACAGUAUCAUCAGUCUGCAAUCUGGUUAGUGUAAAUGUUAGGUAAGGUUUUGGCCAAUCAUGUCAAUGAACAUUAGACUUAGAGAUAAGACAGGCCCAGAGACAACAAAGAUGGCAAGAUAAUCUAAAUAGAACAACAAAUAGUCAAAGUAAAGACCACUUUCUUCUAUGAUAGUUCACCAUUUCUCAUAGCAUCAGCAGACUAAAUGGCAAAGGCAUUGCCCUGGAGGAUAAUGAGGGAGAUGCAUUAAAACAGCCAUUCUGAUUCACAGGGCUCACACUUGCGGACAGCCAUCUCUGCCCUGAUAGCGGUGAGCAGGGAUAUGAUGUGGGGGUGUGGAUGGCAAGAACACCAGCAGUCUCAACUGCCACAGGCUUGACCAUAAACCUGUUAGACGGUAACCAAUACAUUGACGGUUUGUUUGUCUCAGCCUGACAAGCAAUAAAGCCUGGGCUGGUAGCUGACAACACCAAGUUGCCACUGGAGAAAGUAUCACAGCAUGUGGCAUCCCAGAUGAGGGGCCUACUGCUACAGAAUAGGAGUAUUGGGAAGGAUAUCCAGCAGUAGAAACCAUAGCAAAGCUGACAGUGGAGCUUGGUGCAGCCGUCUGAUUUGACAGUUCCUGUCAAACCAUCCAGUCCAUGACAGUAAGGAAGGACAACAUUAAAAGAUGAUGAUGACUCCUUUCUGAGAAACUUUCUUUGUGACAGGUUGGUAUAUCUUUGGAUAUUUCAUUUUAUCAGCUGCUUUACUGUUCUUUUUUUAACUCCCACACAUACACCAUCAGGUGGAGGCACUGUCACUGAUUUUAUUCAAUCCAUUUUUACCCACACUGUUGAAUUCUUGGCUAUUGAUCAACUUGGGUCAGUGGCUGCGUCUGACAAAAGGGGCAGCAAAAUUAUGGUACUGUUAAAGAUUACCAAAAUGUUUUUCUUUGUCUUCUAAAUAGAGAUAUAAUCAGGCAUAUGUGAUGACUUCUUCUUUGAUGCAACAUGCUCAAUUCUAAAAGAAAAGAAACAAACACAAUGCCAUAUUCAAAACUAGAGUGUUGGCAUCAAUGUAUGAGAAAUAUGAAUGACUGGAAUUAUUUGUUAUGAUAUCAGACCUUACCUUUGUAAGAAAACCUGCUCAUUAAAGAUCAUAUCUACAAACUAAGUUUUCAUCACUUGUCUCUUUCUAGAUAUACAUGUGACCUGUGUUUCAUUUUGUAUGCUGUUGAUAUUAAGUCAAUCAUGACAAUAUCAUUCUCUUCUGACAAGAUAAUUACCCAGCAGAGACACCGAUGGAUGGAAGGUGGCACCAAUGACUCUUUAAAGUCCUCCCAGACUGAUGAGAGAGAAGGAAGAAGUUAUCGCCAAACUGGUGAUCUGAUAAAAAUAUCUCCAACAGAGCAGACUUAUCUAAAGCUACCUAAGGUGGUGCUGAUUAGCCAAAUAAUAGAUUGGGUCUACCAUCCAGUGGCCAUGGAAGGAUUUGAACUCACAACACAGAGAGUUGGAAGAAAUACAGAAAGCAUAAGGUUAUAUUUGAAAGAUAAAGAAUAUUUCCCGGUGCAAUAUGAAAUCGGAAUGUACAAAGAUGAUGAGAGUUGUGAUAUGUGAUAUACUGGAUGACCCUACACUUGUUUCAGCUACCAUAAAUAAAUAUUGGUUUUGACCCUUAACAAGGCCAUACACUGUGAGGAAAUAUGAGAACCAACUUAAUGAACCCUUGAUAUAUGACUGGUAUUUGAUUUAUCACACAUGGAAGCAUGAAAGUUAAAAACUGACCUUGAUGGAAAUUAAAACUCAGAACUUGAAGGGAAAUAACUAAAUACCAAAAAGUAUUAUCAUCACCAUUGUUGUUGUUGCCAUUGUUUUAGCGUUCACUUUUCCAUGCAUGCAUGGGUCAGGCAAUAAUUGUUAAAGCAGAUUUUCCUAUGGCUGGAUGCUCUUCCUGUUACCAGCCCUCACCUGUUUCCAAGCAUGGUUAUAUUUCCUCAAGCCUAUUAAAGUAUGGACAGUCCUGACAUGCUAUGGGAAGAGAAUUACAAACAAAUGACACAAUUUUUAUAAAUGCAGGUUCUUUUGCUUUACAAUCAGCUCACUCAGAACAAGGCAAGUGGUAUACAUACUCACUCAUGCACACACACACACAUACAACAGGUUUCUUCCUGUUACUGUCAACACAGUAUCAUCAUCAUUUAACAUCCACUUUCUAUGUUGGCAUGGGUUAGACAGUUUGACUGGAACUGGUGAGCCAGAGAGCUGCACCAGAUUCCAUUCUGAUUUGGCAUGGUUCCUACAGCUGGAUGUCCUUUCUAAUACCAACCACUCUGAGAGUGUAAGGGGUGAUUUUUACAUUCCACCAGCACAGGUGGCAUUUACAUGACACUCGUAACAGUCACAACUGCAAUUUAAUGGGUGCCAUUUACAUGACACCAGCAAUGGCCACAACUACGGUUUCACAUGGAUCUAUUAAAGACACCAUCAGACAGUGUUCAAGGAGUACAAAGAACCUUUCAUUCAUGUGGUUCCAAAGCAAAUUUCAUAAGUACACAGCCAUGUUUGCAGCUAUGAAACAAAUAUUAAGAGGAUCAAGAUGCUGGAUUUAAAGAACUGGUAGAGCAUUAGAUAAAAUGCCUUAUGGUAUUCAGUUUUUGGUCCCUUUAUCUUCUGAGUCUGAAUCUCGCCAAGAUCAUCUUUAAUCCUAUAUUUAUUCAGUGUAAGAGAAGUCAUGGCUUGGUUCUCCAUGUAACAAUAUGUUAUAAAUAUGCUUCUUCUUUUCUCAAA